Choloepus didactylus (southern two-toed sloth) is the source of this 705-nucleotide messenger RNA. It is a transcript of the gene DNAJB8, whose product is annotated as DnaJ heat shock protein family (Hsp40) member B8. Gene Ontology annotation, cellular component: cytosol; endoplasmic reticulum membrane. The coding region runs from base 1 to 705 and encodes 234 amino acids. The record is from RefSeq and is a predicted model, not a curated record. NCBI's taxonomy places the organism in Eukaryota, Metazoa, Chordata, Mammalia, Pilosa, Megalonychidae. Gene Ontology annotation, molecular function: Hsp70 protein binding; ATPase activator activity. Gene Ontology annotation, biological process: positive regulation of proteasomal ubiquitin-dependent protein catabolic process; protein refolding. The transcript has a single exon.
AUGGCCAACUACUACGAGGUCCUGGGGGUGCAGUCGAGCGCCUCCCAGGAGGACAUCAAGAAGGCCUACCGCAAGCUGGCCUUGCGCUGGCACCCCGACAAGAACCCUGACAACAAGGAGGAGGCCGAGAAGAAGUUCAAACAGGUGUCCGAGGCCUACGAGGUCCUGUCCGACUCCAAGAAGCGCUCCCUGUAUGACCGCGCGGGCAGCGACAGCUGGCGGGCCGGCGGCGGGGCCAGCACCCCCUACAGCAGCCCCUUCGACACCGGCUACACCUUCCGCAACCCCGAGGACAUCUUCCGUGAGUUCUUCGGCGGCCUAGACCCCUUCUCCUUCGACUUCUGGGACAACCCAUUCAGCAGAGAGCGGGAGAGUCGCAGCCGCGGCCUGCGCGGGGCCUUCUCGGCGGGCUUCGGCGAGUUCCCGGCCUUCAUGGAGGCCUUCUCCUCCUUCGACACCCUGGGCCGCAGAGGGAUGACCGGCGGCCACACCACCUUCUCAUCCACCUCCUUCGGGGGCUCUGGCCCGGGCAGUUCGGGGUUCAAGUCCGUCAUGUCGUCCACCGAGAUGGUCAACGGACGCAAGAUCACCACCAAGCGCAUCGUGGAGAACGGGCAAGAGCGUGUGGAGGUGGAGGAGGACGGGCAGCUCAAGUCGCUCACCAUCAACGGCAAGGAGCAGCUCAAACGGGUGGAAAGCAAGUGA